AUGAGCCCUGACAAUACAUACAAAGACAUGGCGGUCGAGAAUGCAGGACGUAUAUCGUUCUGUGCUGUCGACUUUAAGUUUGCCACCGAUGAUGCUGUCAAACAGUGGUUUCAGGAGGGGGGUCUUUCCAAGUGGGUUGUGCCAGAGGCAUUGCCAACAGGCAGGUUCGCUUAUGAGGUCGCUUGGCGAGUGGUCCUUGGAGACCUCCCAGCAAAGCGCGCGCCUGCUGUCCUGCAAGCGGCUGGUGUAACCACAGAUGAUUCACACAAGGACACGGGUUACGUAUUGGGGGACAGCAUAGUGGUGGUAGAUGCUGAGAUCGAUCAGCUUGCGGCCAAGAGUGGGGGCAGUGGUCCUUCUCAUGAUGAAGGGGCUGCAGCCACUGCCAUGGCGCAAGCUGGGAAGCAGAAGCUAAAAGAGAUGGCCAACGAGCUCAUCUUAGCAGGGUUGAUGUCAGUGCAGCAGUUGGCUGAAGUGGCAGAGACCGAGUUCUUACUGGAAGGAGGCUACACCUUCACAAAGCAGCCACAGUUCAAGGGCAAAGUGAUUCGUGUAAACACAAAGCUGAUGUACACACAGACCAAGUUCAAUCUGCUCGCUGAGGAGUCAGAGGGUUAUGCAAAAGUGGCGACGCUUCUCGGCCAGGAAGGCACCAUCACCGAAGGUUCUCUCGAGAGUGCCAAGCGGACCAUCCAGUCGCUGAUUGGUUUCUUUGACCUGGAUCCGAACCGUGUCCUGGACAUCACGAUGGACUCGUUCGAGAUGAACCCCGGGUACUCGAUUCUGCUGAACAUCAUCUCGAUGUUCAAGCGGUCCGGUCGUGCUCAAGUACUCGGCUUCAAGUUCCAGUACUACCAACGGGAGCAAGUCUCCCAAGCGACCCCACAAAGCCUAUACCGACUGGCGGGCCGACUCAUCAAAGAGGACCUGAUCGACAUCGAUGCCUUGUGGCCUCAUUUGACUCCUUCAGACGAGGAGGGCGUGGAGGAAUACCAGACCUGGCUCAAAGAGAGGGUGGCCGAGGCAAACCGUUACGGCGUCGUCAACCUCGCGUCGACCGAGGCUACGGGAGCCGAGUCUGAGCAGGUCACGCCGGCCAAUCAGAACGUGGACGUCUCGCGGCCGGCUGCGUUCGAAGAGGAGGGCGUGAAGCAGCAGCAAGAGAAGCUGGGCAGACAUCAGAAGCUCGGACUGCUGGAAGGUCUCCUGCAUGCUGAUGACUGGACGCGUGCCCAGAUGGUAUUAGAACGGCUCGGCGGACUUGCACCCCUGUCUUGGCCUCCUGUUGCCAAGGCCCUCUGCAGGGCUGUUACUCUCAAUGUCGCCCCCUUUUACUCCGCCACCCAGCUCCCUUACCUCUCCGGCAAGAAGAGCAGCUCUGCCGCAGUGGCGCCGAACGACGAAACGCCCUCCAGUUUCCAUCUUUCCGAGGCCGUUGUCAUCCCAGCCAGAGUCGUCAACAUGCUGUUGACGUUGGGACCCUACCUGUACAGAGACGGUGCGCUUUUCACGAAGGUUUGCCGAUCUCUCCGGGCUCACAUCCUGACGGCGGCCUACGGAUUCCCGCUGCCCAACUUCCACGUCAGCGCAGUCUUUGGAGUGGUCCAAGACGGCGUCAUCGACGCCUGCACUCCCGGGCUCCAGAGCGCAAUCAGAAAUGCUGCGACAGUCCUCGAGAAGGUUCUUUUGCCGGCCCUUAUGGUCACGCCAGCGAACCCGGCGAUGUCGUUUGAGGUCUGGGAGGUCCUGAAGCUGCUGCCGUACGAGCUGCGUUACGAACUCUACGGCACUUGGGACAGUGUUGGGGCCGGCAACAACCAGGAGGAACUCGAAAAGUGGCUUCCCAUGCUGAUUUUCGCGCGGAAGUUUGCAAAUGUCGAGGCACGGAAGAUUCUUCGCCGAGUCGCUGACAUCAAGGACAAGGCUUUCCAGCAGCAUGAGCUGCUCCUCAAUAAGCUGACCCAUGCGAACCCUAUGGUCACUCUGUCAUCCAUUGUAAAGCAGAUGGAAAACUACACGGCCAUGAUUCCAGCCGCAAUUGCUGCUUUCAAGGGACUCAACUAUCUGGAGCAUGAGAUUGUCGAGUACCUGAUUCUUCAGGCCCUCGCCCAGAAACGAGACCGGUUGAAAGACUCGGGCCUCGACACCGCGGACUGGCUGCAGCACCUCGCGGAGUUUGUGGGUUCAUGGGGCAAGAAGCACCACAGCGUCAUCAACCUCCACGGCAUCCUCCAGAUGAUGGUCAAGCAGGCCAUCAACGGGCAGCCCUGGGACCUGGUCAUUCUGCAGGAGAUGCUCGGCCAGAUGGCCAACGUCCGAGUGGUCGAAGACACUCAGGAGGACCUGCAAGAAGCCAUGGCCGGAGGGGAAAAGCUCUACUUCGAGGCGUUCAACAUCGGAAGCAUGAAGCUAACAAAGCAAGAGACCAAGACUGUAAAUAAGGCGCUAGUAAAACUCAAGGAGACGCUGUAUCCCAGCCCCGAGGAUGCACCCCGCCUCGCGAUGCCGCUCCUCAUUGGCAUCGCCCAACUACGGAACAGAAUCCUGUACGAGGCCGACCCCUUCUCCAUGCCCACGCCGAAUGUCAAGGUCACGGGGGGCCAAUACGAUAUGCUGCACAAGAUCUUCAUCCAGCUGUACGAGUACCUAGUGAAAGCGGUCCCCGAGGCCGAAUUCGCGUCGCUGGUACCUCCCCUGAACGAGCUCGUGCACUCGUACCAUCUCGAACCAGAGCUGGCGAUGCUUAUCUAUCGCCCGGUGCUCCAAGACCUGAAGCUCAAGCCGGCCCCGAAGUUGGCGCGCCCUUCGGAGGCCAACGGCGAUGCGUUGGAAGAGGCAGUCACUGACUGGACGACCGAACCCGCUGACGACAACCAGCUAGCAGUAAAGCUGGGCGACGUCACGCUCACGUGGAAGAGCUUGCUGGGGACGGUCCAGUCGUUCCACGCCCCUGCCACGUGGCACAUCAUGAGCCCCCUCCUGUACCUGCGCUUCUGGAGCCUGUCCCUCUCCGACAUCUACGUCCCGAAAGCGCGCUACCUGUCCGAGAUCGAAAAGGUUCAGAAGGCGGCCAAAGACGCGGCCAAGGAGGCGGAGUCGCUGACGGGGUCGGACCAGAAGAAGCGGGACCGCGAGGCCAAGUUUCUGAGGGAUACGGUCACAAACUUGGAGAACGAGCUAGCAGCGCAGGAGAAGACUGUCGAGGCUGUCAAGCAGAUUCUGAUCCGGGAGAAGGACCAGUGGCAGAUUCGCCACAAGAAGGCUGGGGACCGUGCGUCAACCGAGCGCGUACUCAGCGAUCAGGCCUGUGGCGAUCGCGCCGCUGACGGGCGGCCAACCGACGACCCUCCAGAGAAGCGCACCGCAAUCUCUGAUUUUUUCCAGACGUGCAUCUUUCCACGCGUGACGCUCUCCCUGCCAGACGCGCUCUUCUGCUUCCAUUUCCUGAACCUCCUACACGAGAUCAACGCCCCUGGCCUUCCCACUAUGCAAGUCAUCACAUUUGUGCUCGUGAAAACGCUGGAACCAUUGGUCGCCCUCUCCUCGGAGUACGAGGCCCUGCGGUACGGCAAGUUCUUGGGCAAGUUGCUCAAGUUGCUGCAGCACUGGAAGGCUGAUGAGGAGACCUUCCAGCGGGAGUGCGCCCGGGAGCCGCACUCGCGCUUGACGGGAAAGGAGAAGGCGUCAAAGUUCCUCGACUACCAAGAACAAACGUGGAGAUGGCACCAGUGGAUCACACGGAUCAUUGGAAGGCACCUGGACUCGAAGGACCCAAUGCGCAUCAGGAACAGUUUGGUUGUGCUUAAGGAGUUGAAAGACAUCUUCCCGGCCGUCAAGAAGCACGCGAGGAUCUUCGAGCUCAAACUGGAGAAAUUGAUCAAUGGAAAGGAAACGACGGAAGACAUCCUGAUUAUUGCCCGCAGCUACAAGGGCAUAUUGAUUCAAAAACAGAAUACAAUGGUGGCCCCUCACGUCUUCAACCCGAGACUGGACCCGCCGCCCGCACGCGAAUCCACGCCGGCAUCCGGGCGCUCUCAGCAAGCCUCCCUUCCUCCGAAGGCGAGCCCCCUCGGACCGAGCAGACCGCCAAGCGGCAAACCGGCGGCAACGGCAGGUGUUGCGGCAUCGGGUGUGAGCAAACGGGAAAGCGCGAGCGAUCUGACAGCUGUCGACCAAGCGGUCAAAGCGAAACCCGCGGUGAAUGGAGUCGCGAAGGAGGCGAAAGCGGUUGAGGGAAGGGAGCAGAAACUAGAAAGGGGAGAAGGGAGCCCGGCGAGAGUUGUGCCGGGUAGGGAGGAGACGAGCACCCCGGGAUCGAGGCUCAACCCGAACGCCAAGCCGUUUGCGCCGAAGGACGAGCCGAAAACGAAAGCGGAGGAGAAGGUGGAGGACAAGCGGUCUAAGCGGCAGGAAUGGAGGCCCAAAGAGGCGAAAGCGGAGCCGAAAGUCGAGCCGAAGCCGGACGAUACAGAGCAAGAAGAGGGGGAGAUUAGCGCGACGCCGGACCGGAAGCACGAGCCGGACUUUGAGGACGAGCACCGGCCGCGAGUUUCGGACGUCCGAAAAGAGAGCCCCGUCCGUAGAGAGAGCCCCGCCCGGAAAGACCGGGAGAGCGCUCCCUCGGCUGGCGAGAAGGUUCCGCUCGGGAAGCUACUGGCAACGGUCAACCGGAGGGAGAGCGUUCCGGACAGGGGGGCGCCGGAACGGACAAUUCCCAGGGGACCGGCCCCCCUGCCGCCGGUGAAGAAGGACAAGGACGGGGGCCGUGACGUCAGCGCGACCCGGGAGCGAGGGAAAGAGAGCGACGUUGGCAGGGGUCGGGAUGGUGACGUUGGCAGGGGGUCAGACGCGGCGAGAGAAGGACUGAAAUCGGGGAGGGAAAGCGGCGAGUCGAGGGGGAUCCCCAGGAACGAUUCGAAGGACGGGUUAAGGGACGUGGUUAGUGAAAGGGACGGGCUAAAACCGCGGGAGCCGGCCACUGGUACACCCCCAGGGUUUCCCCCGCGUUCAAGACCGAACAGUGGUACUGCGGAGGGGAAGCACGGGGAGAAGCUGACAAGCGGAGUGUCGGAGCGGUUGGGAAGCCUGAAGGAGGGGAAGGCGACGUCGCGAGAUGUAGAAAAGCGUGCCAAAGAAGCGGAGCCUCGGAGAGGCCCUGUGAGAGACGAGGUUGAAGGUCGGGAAAGCAGGAAGGCUCUGCUGCGGGAUGCGCCCACCGCGGAAAUGGGGCCCAAGGUGGCGGAGGGGCGGGUUAGGGUUGAUGAACCAGAGGGAAAGAGGGUUAAAGGCGAGACCCGGGUGUCUGAGAGGAGCAACAACGGUCGGGAUGUGAUUGACGCACGGACGAAACUGCCGUCUGUAGACCGGAAGGCCGGUUUGGAGGAGCGGUUAUUGGGUGCGGACGAACGGAAACUCUCCGGCGGGGCGGAAGAGCGGAGGGGUUCCAAGAUUAUUAGUCUAAGCGGGCGGUCGAAAGCGUCACGGGAGGAAGGCGAGAUUGCGGAGCGGCCGGACGUCCGUAAGCGCCUCUCGGCAUCGCCCGCGGACCGGCGGGCUUCGGAGGAGGGGGGCAGAAAGGACCGGGGCAAGCGCCCCCCGAAAGAGGACCGGGAGGAGCCGGAACGCGAGCGAAAGCGGCACAAGCACGAUUUGGACGCCCAUCCGUCGGACCAGCGGCAGGUCGUCCGAAGCUUAGCGACGGUCGAUCCGCCCCGGCGAGUGGUUCUAGAUGACGACCACCCCCGGAGAGCGUUUCCCGAGGAGCUCCCGCGCCGGGGGGGGUUCGACGACCGGGUCAGGGGCUCGGUUGAUGAGCCCCGCAGGGGGGUGUACGAGGACCGCGGCCGGUUUCUCCCGGACGACGACGGGCGGGGGGGGGCGUGAGAGAAGUCGUGGAAAGCGCGCGCGGGCCGUAUAGGGAUUUCCGGGCGUCAGAGGAGGUGGAGGAGCGGCAUCGGCGGAAGGAGCCGCCGGCAGAACUGAGGAGACGGGGGCCGGACGGCGAGCGGAUGGGGCGGAGUUUCAGCCCGGUGCCGGAACGGGGGGGGAUCACCGGGCGGUUGGAGAGGGUGGAAAAGGACGAGGAGGCGACCAGGCUGCGGGAACAGUUGCUGAAGAAGCAGAUGGAGAGGUCUGGCGCAAAGUCGACUGGACCACCACCGGCGUUCGAGCCUUCCCGGAAGAAGGGAAAGUCGGGCGAGCCACAUGCGGUCAUGUCCGUUGCGGCCAUGGAAUUGAACGAGGACAUUGUUGAGGGGCCAAGCAGGCCCUCGAGAACGGAAAAGCACCAUAAGCACGAGAGGCACGAGGAGAAACGAGGCCGGAGUCGUGAUUACGAUGAUGGCGAGCAUGAGAGAAAGAAGCACGAGAGGAGGAGCCACGGUGGGAAGAAGCGCCGGCAUGAAUGAGGCGGACAUGCGUUGUUAUAUGCAAGUCCUUAAGUGAAAGCUCGAGUGCAUAUUCUAUUUCUGUUAUUGCGAAGCAAAUCUUUGUCGAAGCGAAC
This is a messenger RNA of Klebsormidium nitens, 6502 nucleotides long. Lineage: Eukaryota; Viridiplantae; Streptophyta; Klebsormidiophyceae; Klebsormidiales; Klebsormidiaceae. The record is from the annotation of a GenBank genome assembly.